AUUAUUAUCACCGCUGUUGUUUGCUCCAUAUAUAAUUACAAUUAUAUUCCUAAAGAAACGUAAAUGUAAUGGCUGAGAGUGUCAUAACCUAAUAACGAUCACGUUCAGUGUCUUAUUGGUGUGAACUUUAUUCCGGAAUUUGUGUUGCGUUUAAGUCUGAUGCCAUGUAGAAAUAAUGGUUAUGGCUUUCAGAUGGCAACAUCGCCUUUUAAUCUAAUAUGAGGCCUACAAUUAGAAUAUGCAGAAUUCAAAAAGUGUUUGUUUAUAAAUUAAAGCGAAAGCAAGACGAUGAGCAUCUGCUGUUAGUGUGGGGAGUGUUUGACGUAUUGGUGUUCGUGUGUGUAUAUAGAAAGUGCGAGCAUCAGGCGUUGGCUUGCCAGCGAUGUCUGGCAUUACAUUGACCAAAUUAACUCAAGAACGAAUUUCCAUUCCAAACAACAAUGUCAUCACGAACGGCGUCGAAAACAACAUAGAUAGUGACACGCUUAGUGGUACUCUGACUCAUCUUAUGGAAGAGCAUCGCACGCGGGUGGGAGCGGUAACUGGACCAGAAGCAGCGACCACGUCUACAGACGGCCUAAUAUCGAAUGGAGCAGAGCGACUGCGACUUCAGGGCAGUCGGCUUCAGACCUCGCGCUUUGCUUGCUUUCGAUGUUGCGGAAAUAUUAUCACAUAUCUAGUAAGGCUGCGUAGUACCCCUGAGGAACUGGAGCAGCGCUACAAGUCCAAAGAGAUUGAUAAGUUCCUGGAAAAAGAAAAACACACCUUUCGACGUCAGGUUAAACUGCUGCUUUUAGGUGCUGGGGAAUCUGGAAAAUCAACUUUUCUUAAACAAAUGCGAAUCAUUCAUGGAGUUAACUUUGAUUAUGAACUGUUGCUGGAAUACCAAAGUGUCAUAUACCAAAACGUUAUAAGAGGUAUGCAAGUCUUGUUGGACGCUCGCGAAAAAUUAAACAUUGCGUGGGGAAGUGACGGCAGAGAACAGGAUGCUUAUGAUGCCAAAUUAAUGGAAUGUAAUUCACUAGACGUACCCAAGUUUAUGGAGUAUGCACCACCAAUAAGUCGACUGUGGCAAGAUCGUGGCAUUAGAAGAGCUUUUGAAAGAAGACGUGAAUUUCAAAUUAGCGAUUCUGUAAGCUAUUUCCUAGACGAGAUUCAACGGCUAGCUACACCUGAUUAUGUGCCAACGCACAAGGACAUAUUACAUUGCCGGAAGGCAACUAAGGGUGUUUAUGAGUUUUGUGUGAAAGUUCAGAACAUUCCAUUUGUGUUCGUUGAUGUUGGUGGACAGCGAACUCAACGUCAAAAAUGGACUAGAUGUUUUGAUAGCUCCGUAACAUCCAUUAUAUUUCUCGUAUCUAGUUCGGAGUUCGAUCAAGUUCUUGCGGAAGACAGAAAAACCAAUCGUCUCGAAGAGUCAAAGAAUAUAUUUGAUACAAUUGUCAACAACGCGACAUUUAAAGGAAUAUCAAUUAUUUUAUUUCUGAACAAAACAGACUUGCUUGAACAAAAAGUUUGCAAUCCUGAGACUGACAUUCGCUGGUACUAUCCGCACUUCAACGGAAAUCCACACUCAGUUUUAGAUGUUCAGAACUUCAUACUACAAAUGUUUAUGAGCGUUCGUCGCAGUAGUAGCAUAAGUAGGAUCUACCAUCAUUUUACCACAGCCAUAGAUACGCGUAAUAUUAAUGUUGUCUUUAAUUCUGUUAAGGACACAAUACUGCAGCGUAACCUUAAUGCUCUUAUGCUUCAGUAGUAACCACCAUUCUUAUAAACAAAAAUGAAGAGUAAGAACUUGCAGUUAUUUUAAACGACCCAUGAACAGAAUUUUACAAUCGUGAGACUGACCCUUGCUGAAGCUAUUUGCAAUUCAAAGGGAAAUGCACAUGGUUUUCAAUGCCUUAGACACGUGAAGUUAAGCUACAGUGAAAUCCUUCGGUAACUAUGAUAAAUAACUAUAUAUAAUGAUAAAAACCGAGACUACAGCAUUUUAAUAUGCAUAUAGACUUAUUUAAACCCAUCGGCAAACUUAGUUAUCGUGGUAUUUGUGAUAUAAUAAUAUUAAUAACAACUUUUUAACAUAUGCAUUUUAUAUGGUAGCAUAUGUUGAUUUAUAUUAAUAUUAUCGAUAUAUUAAAACGGAUGUUGUCAAUAUCAAAAAUAUUGUUUUAUAUGUAUUUUGCGUGCAUCUUCGUUUUGAAAAGCCAUUAACCAAUUUAUGUGAGAUUUUAAAAGCAGCUGAAAUAUUUUUAAAUGGUCGUUAAAAGUAACAGAUGUUUUAUAUGGUAGCAUCUGUUGAUUUCUUUGAAAAUGAAUGAAAUAUUGAAGCGGAUGUUACAAUAUACUACACAAAAUUGAUCGUUAAGUAUAUCGUAGGCGUUUUCGUUUUAAGAAGCUAAUCACCGCUGUGCGUCAAAUUUAAAAAGCAGCAGACACUUUUUUACGUGGGUGAUAAAAGUUAUAUCGACUUCUAAUGGAAUGAUGUGACUGUAUACCACACUUUAAAACGGAUUUAAAAUAAAUUAAAAAAUUAUAUGGAAAUUUAAUAUAUACACCUCUAUCCAUCUAUAUCUGAUGCAAUGUGGAAGUAAUAAUAGGAAUUGGUAGUCGUAUUCAUAUUACUUUAUGUUUUAAAUAUCAUGUGCAACACAGAAAAUACACGGAAUUUAUACCUACUAAGAAUGAACAAGAUUUUUAAACUGCUCAAUAAAAUAAGUCUACAGAAUAAAUGAAAUUUAAACGUUAAAUUUUAAUCUAACUAGGU
This is a messenger RNA of Drosophila melanogaster (fruit fly), 2764 nucleotides long. RefSeq names its product concertina (gene cta). Gene Ontology annotation, cellular component: cell periphery; cytoplasm; heterotrimeric G-protein complex. Gene Ontology annotation, biological process: G protein-coupled receptor signaling pathway; cell development; Rho protein signal transduction. The transcript has 6 exons. Lineage: Eukaryota; Metazoa; Arthropoda; Insecta; Diptera; Drosophilidae. The coding region runs from base 383 to 1756 and encodes 457 amino acids. The record is from RefSeq and is marked reviewed. Gene Ontology annotation, molecular function: guanyl nucleotide binding; GTPase activity; G protein activity.